GUAUAUUUUUUUAAAAAUGUUUUUAGAAAGUAUGGAGAAAAACAAAAAAAUAUGUAUUAAUAAUGAAAAUUCAAUCAAUAACAAUGUCUCUUCAAGCAGUAACAAUGUUUCGUUUUCAGAAAGUUGCAAUACUUCCUUUCAAAAAGAUAUCGCUUAUCGUUCGUUUUUAGAUGUCACUUUACCUCCCUAUCAUAAAAUUUUGCUUACAUUUAAAAGCACUGACCAAUUAUUGCGUAUUCCCUUGGAGCAAAGUUAUGAUGAUUUUUUGAUCAAUGUUGAAGAAGUUUAUCCUGAUCUUGAUAAGCCUUUCACUUUGGUCAAUGCUGACUUUUUAACUUUCAAUGAAGAAAAAUUUAAUGAAGUAAUGACUUCAGGAGCACCAGAAACAUGGUUAUUGAUUCUUUCUGAUAAAGAAAAAGAUUUUAAGCUUGAGAGACCACGAUUUGAACUUUUAAAGUAUGAUGUUCAUCCAAAUGCAUUGACUCAGAGUGGAAACUAUCAUUUUUCUUCUCCAUACCAGGCCAUUUGUGAGUUUAUAGAUAAUGGAAUUCAAGCAACAAAUGACAAUCCUAUUGCUCGUGAUAUUACCAUAUAUAUAUUUUCAACCCAGAAAAUAAUUUGUAUCCUUGAUAACGGAAAAGGAAUGUGUGCAGAAGAAAUCAAGGCUUUUUUAAGUUACUUUCUAACACAAAAAGAUCGCGGUAUUGAUUAUGAAGAACCUUUGAGCUACGGCUUUUUGGAUGGCAAUAUCUCAAAGUUUGGUGUCGGUGCUACACAGGCUGGCUUUUACCUUGGAAAUACAAUAAAAGUUGUAACAAAAACAAAAGACUCCAAGUUUAUCAAUGAAAUCUCUAUAUCAAAGGAUGUUUUGCACGAAAGAGCAAAGUAUAAUCAGCCAGUGUUUGUUGAUGAAAAGUGCAUACGAGCACCUGGUGAUACUUCAACACUUGAUUUGAAUGAACUACAGUGUGUAAAGUUUUUGGUUGAUGAAGAAAUAAAAAGAAAUCAGUUUACAAUGAUUGUUAUCAAGCAAAUAAAAACUUCUCAUAUAAAUUAUAUUUGUAAAGACAAUGGUUUUGAACUUUCCAAUAAUUUAUCUCAUGUAUAUCAUUACUAUCUACAUGGAAUAUGUGGAAAAUAUAAAAAACUAGAAUUUAAGCAAAGCUGUGGUCUUACUGAGCUGAGUAGAUUUCAUGAACCUGGCAAGCCAAAUGUGAAUAUUGUUAUUGGUAUUGAUAAAGGUGGAGGCCUAAAGUAUUCAUCUCUUGCAGAUGUGGAUACUGAUCUCCAAAGUCAGUAUCAAAUGCGGUUAAAAUCUGUUUUUACAUUCUGUCUCAAUUUAAACAUAGAGGGUGUGAGUAACACUCAAAUUGUACAGGGUUGUUUAAUGUAUUUUCCAAAUAAUUUUGGCGAAGAAACGCUUCCUUCAGAAAACAAUUUACCAUCACCAAUGUUUCAAUGUUUUUGGCAAGGGAGAUUGGCACCCUUAUCUUAUGUUAAUAGUUUGGAGUUUUGUGCUAAGCCAGAGGGACGUACCAGAAAGCAAAGAGAUUGUCUACCAGAUGCAUGUUUUAACCGCAUUCGUGGUUUAUUGUUUUUUAACUACCACACACCAAUAUCUAACAAUAAGCUAAAAAUUCUAUUAGAUACUCAACGGGAUCUUUCAUUUGCUAUGAGUGAAGCAUCUAGUACUAAAAAAUUACCAAAAGAAUUCAAGAAAUGGUUGCAACAAUGCCACAGACUUUAUGAUAAAGAGGUUAUAUUUGAUCAUCCACUGCCAGACAGUGAGCAAUCCAAAAAUGAUGACAUAUUUUAUGGUCAAGUUAAAAUGAUAACACCUGAUGGAGAAAGUAUUUACAAAUCAGGGGAUUCUGUGCAAAUUGAUUGGAAGCCACAGUUACUUGGAAAGAUAAUUUAUUUUGUAAGGAAAAUGAAAUCUUCUGAAGUGUCAACAUUUAUCUAUUCAAGGUUACCUGAAGAUGUUUAUGGUAAUCAAAUGGAAGAAAAACCUCUUAUGAGAAUUGCUGGAUUAGCAGAUAAAGUAAUAAUGAAAUCCACAUUUGCAUCUGAAAGAGUUUCAUUACCAAAAUAUAUGAAAGUGUUUGAAGCAAGUGAUCCAAGUAAAGAAGUUUCCAAAAAAAUGACCUGUUAUGCAGGUACUCAAAUGAAAGAAGUCACAAAUUUUUGGGUGGUAGUAUACAACUCUAAUCAUGAACCUAUAACUGAUGUUCAUCAAAGAAAAAUUUCUGUUAAAGUUGAGUUGACUGAAAGAACUGAGUUAAUAAAUUCGCAACCAAUAGAUAAAAAGUAUAUGUUUAAACCAUUUUAUUUUGAUAAAGUUGGCACGUAUGUCCUGACUUUCUCUGUACUUCUUAACAAUAACAAGUUAAAUCCUGAGUUGAGUAAAUCGAUUGAAAUUAAUGUGAAAGCAAGUUAUGCUGAGAUUUUAAACCUACACGAGAGCUCUCCAGAUGAAGUGCCUUUGGGUGUUAAUAUUAUCUCAUUUUUAUUAUCAUUUCAUGAUAUUUAUGAAAACAGCACUAAUUUGUUUAAAAAUAAUGAAACUUCAGUAAAGUUAUCAAUAAAAUGUGAAGAUUUAAUAAUAUCUGGUGUCCAGGAUAGUUACACUCCUGAUAACGAUGGAAAAUUAAAAGUAAGUGGAAUUGCUGUACUUCCAAAUAAAAAAGAAAUCAACAGAAACCGAGAUUAUGAGUUUUGGAUUGAUGUUCAAGGAAUUGGUGAUGUCAUGUUUCCUAUCACUUUACUCACAGGUCCACCUGAAAAAUGUAUCCUCAAAACAAUUCCAAAAGAAUAUGAAAACUUUGAUAGUUUUCCAGAAUUAGAAGUCAAACUACUUGACAAAUGGAAUCAGCCUAGUGUAUUACAAGAUAAAUCUCAUCAGCUGGCAUUAGAAUGUGAUGCAUUUAGUCAACCAAUUCUUUUUUCAACUAUAGUUAAUUCAAGAGCAAAGUUUCCAAGUUCGACUAUAAAACUUUUAAAAAUGUCAUCAACUGUUUCAAAAACUGUAAAAAUUGAAUUGGUUGCUAUCAAUUUAACAAAAAAGAAACCAACCAUACAAUCUGUUCUCAAAAUACUAACUAAGUUUGAAAUACAGAUUUUUCCAAGCAAGGCAUGUCAAAGAAUCCUAGUUGUACAUGAAAAUAAACCAGGUAACUCAGAAAAUCUUCAGAUAAAUGCUGCUGCAGGGUCUGUAGUUAAAAAUCUUAAAAUUAUUGGCUUCAACCAACAAGAAAUUCAGAUGACAGAUGAAGAAUUUCUUUCUCAAAAUCCUCAAGUGACAACUACUUGGGCUGAGGCUGAACCUUACCACUUACCUUUGCUUCCUGAUCUUUAUGUACCAACCAUUACUCACCUAAGCAUGCACUCAGUGCAUUGUUGUUUUAGUUACAAUGGGUUUGAUGUGCACAUUGAUGCUAAAGUGAAACUAAAUGUACUACCUGACAUUCCUACUAAAUGGGCAUUUGUUCCUUUGACUCUAAAUGCUUUUUGUGGAGGAAAAAAAGAGUUAACCAAUGCAACAAAAGUGGUUGCUUAUGAUAAAUAUCACAAUCUUGCAUUAAAUGUUGAUCCUGUUCCCAUUAUAACAGUCCAGCACUCAAGACCUGAACUGAAGGUAGAUUACUCAGGAAGUCUUGUCCGUGUUAUGAAUGAAUUUAUAUUUACUUCCUCCUCAAUUUUGUAUGGAAAUGUUGGGAAAGUAAUCUUGACAGUUCAAGAUGAUGAAGAAAAACUAAUAAAAGAUUCUAUUCAAAUCCAAUUAAAUUGUGGUCCAGCUGCUAAAAUCUCCCUUAAAUGUGAAUCAUUUCAAAAUGAACAAAAUGAUCAGGUUCCUAAAAUAUCACUUCUUUCUCACAGCUUUAUUCAGUCAAAUAUUCAUUGCCAAAUCACAGAUUUAUAUGGUAAUCCAACAUCCAUUAAGACAGGUGUUGAAUUGGUUUGGGAACCAAAAACUGCUGGAGUACAAUUAGUUAAAAAAACAAACAUCAGUGGUGAAAUGGUUUUUCGUAAAAAUUCAAUUAAAUGCUUAGCUGAAAAAGGAAAUGUUCGAAUUAAAGUUUUUACCCCUGAUAUGAAUGCAAUAGAGCCAAGAUUUAUUGAUGUUGAAAUUUUACAGAGCAACUUAGUUACCAGUAUUGCUUUAGUUAUGGAAGAGUCUAUUUUUACAGCUCUAUCUCAAUUUCCCACAUUAAAGGUAUUUCAUAAGACUUCAGACAAUGUACCUGUUGCAAUUCUAAGGUCAAACAUCAGCAUAAGUAUUACCUCACCAACUGGGAAAAAUAUUGAUUCUCUUGCAGUUUACAAAAGUACUUUGCAAUCUUAUGUUGAUGAUGUAUUAAUUUGUGUACCUGACAAUGCAGUGUGUUUUGAAGAGUCUGGUCUUUGGACCAUAGAUUGUUCUUACAUAGAAUCUCGCCCUGCUUUGGUAGAUAUUGUAGGAAAAAAACCUCUUAAAAGUGAACUGUUGAAAAUAAAUGUGUAUCCAGGUCCUGCUGUUCGAAUUGCUUCUACAUUGGCUGAAGAAACUGUCCUGUUUGCAUCAUCUUCACAUGAUUUGAAUGCUCGUUUAUUAUUUCAUAAUUCACAUGAUGAAGCUUGCUCUCCUGUUUCAUUGUUUGCAUUAGACAAACAUGGAAACAGAGCUUCUUUAACUGCAACAGUUAGUAUUAAUGUAGAACCAAUUGAUAUAAAUCAAAAUAGUAUUUUAAAUACUGUUGUGCCAGAGCUUGAACAAUGUUGUUCUUCAGUCCAAAUCAUAGAUGGGAAUGCAAUCUUACCAAGAAUAAGUUUGAGUGAAAAACUGGGUGCUAAAAUGGGAAUAUACCAUUUGGUUUUUUCAUGUGUAAAUCUGGAGCCUCUAAAAAUAAAAUUAUCUUAUAGCACAAAUGAAGAAGCGGAAAAAGUUACACAAGAGAUUAUUCCCCUCAAAGCUGAACUGAAUUCCUAUAAAAAUAUUUUAAAAUUAAAACAACAAGAUUUUGAGAAAUGGGAACAAAAGGUGCAAAACUCUUUGAGUUCUGUAACAACCAUGUUCCAGUCAUCUAAUCCGUCGAUUUACGAGAUAGACAAUCAAAUUUUAGUUAUUCAAAAUAAAAAUUACGAUUAUGAAAUUCAAGCUCGUCAAGCUCGAUUAUGCCGUAAAGAUCCACAAAGUCCACCGCCAAAUGUUCGCCAGUACAUAAAAGGUCUAGUUUGCGAGUUGGCGUUUGUUUCAGACGCAAAUCUUUCUAAGAUAUUGUCAUGGUACGUUCAAAGUAAGAUGAAAGUGGCACUGUGUGAAACUUCAGAGCAACAGAAGAAGGUUUAUGAGCUUGGUUAUCCUGCAUACAGCGAAAGUCUUAUUCAUGGUUUUUAUAAAAACAAUUUCAGAACCACCCAAGAAAAUUUAAUUCCGAUAAAAAUUACACCCCCUCCUAAUUUUCUUAGCCCUAUUAGAUGUGCAGUAAAUCUUCUGGAAUUCAAAGAGGGGUACAGCUAUUUGCGUUCCACUUUAUAUUGGUCUGUGUUUUCUUUUACUUUAGUUGUAAAUACUCUUGACGAUGCACAGCGGUAUCGCGAACAUAUAAUUCGUCAAAACAAUACAAAGUGCCCAGCUAUUUUAACUCUAAAUGGAGAUUUAAUUGCAAGUGACGGUCUAAUGGAUCCUCAGCGACGCUGUCCCAAAAGUAUCGAAAAUUUAAAGUAUGCUUUUGGUGAGCUUCCAGCAACAGAAAGAAAAGAGUAUAUUGAUUUGCAACAUGAACGACGUCGUCUGGAAGAGCUUCGGAAAUGUAGAUUUAAUAUGAUUGUUGCUGAGCAGGAUGUUCAACAGAGUGUUAAAAACCUUCGUGAUAAAGAAGAAACAUUAAUGCCUCAAAUAAUAAAACUUGAACAAAAACGGGAGAACUUAAAAAGAUUGGCUAAUGAUAAUUUAAAUUUAACACCAAAUAAACGUAAAAAAGAAAUAUAAUAAAUAAUUAUCACUUUAUCUAUUAAAAAAACCCACUAAAAUAUCAUUUCAAUGAUAUUUGUGUGCUCAAUUAUCAUUUCAAUGAUAUUUAUGUGCUCAAUUAUCCUAGAUCCUAUAAUCAUCAAUGAUUUAAAGAGAAUGAAGUUAAAAAAAUAUGAAAAGACUUGAAAAAUUUUUUGGCUCUAUUUUAAAUCAGGUUAACAUCUUUAGAAUGAAAAAAUCAAGGCCUUUUGACUGCUCUGUGUCUGGGAUUAUACGUUGGAAUUUAAAAUUUUCAACAUGUUUCUAAUAGUGUAGUUUUAAUACUGAAAAAUGAUUUUGUGUAGUUUUA
Messenger RNA from Hydra vulgaris (swiftwater hydra), 6299 nucleotides. Its product is annotated as structural maintenance of chromosomes flexible hinge domain-containing protein 1. The record is from RefSeq and is a predicted model, not a curated record. NCBI's taxonomy places the organism in Eukaryota, Metazoa, Cnidaria, Hydrozoa, Anthoathecata, Hydridae. Gene Ontology annotation, cellular component: chromosome. Gene Ontology annotation, molecular function: ATP binding; protein binding. Gene Ontology annotation, biological process: chromosome organization; double-strand break repair.